CUAGGCAGACAGGCAGACGUGUAGACAGACAUCUGGAUGGAUGGAUGCUCUCAUGAAUCGACCGGCGUAAGUACUCACUGCGAUCGAUGGAUGCCCAAAAUACGUACGACCAGGAAGGGAGGAACCAAUGAAUGACACACGCACACCACAGCCACAUCAAGCUCCCACCCCAGCAGCAGUGUGUGGUCUUGUUGGUGGCCGGCUGCCGGCCACUGCAGAGCUGCCCAGCAUGCUGCCCACCACCAAUGUUGAUGUUGCACCAGCUGCGUGCAGCCAAACACACAGGAGAGACACAUACUCGCUCGCUCCGCCCUCUGUCUUUAAAUCCCCAGUGCGUGUAUUGUAUGUGUGACGUACUUGCGUGUCCGAGCGGCAGUCUCUUGCCCGUGACGGCCGAUGUGGGUCUGCCCCUCUUACCGCUGACACUCCCACUCCCAUCCCCACCCCCACUGCCCGCCCUCGAUGCCAUCUGGGGGGGCCCUCGGCCGGCGGUGGUGGUCAUUUCCUCGCCCGGGAGUGAGAGGGAGACGUGGCUCUUGGUGUGGCGGGCUGGCGUGUGGGGUGGGGCGGCCGAUGACAACGUGUGGGUGUCGUCCUCCGCUGCGUCGAAUGGGGACAUGCUGCAGCGCACACCACACACGGAGACAGAGAGCAGAGAGACAGAGGGAGAGUCAGGGAGUAGCGUGGCUGGUCGGUCGCUGGUAGACCGACUGACUCUUUGGUAGCUGUGUGUAGUUGUGCGGCUGAGGCGGACUUGGACAGCGACUGGUGCAGCUUGGCAACCUUCUCCUCGGCUGCACCAGACAACACCACACCGUGUCUCUCUCCGUGUGUAUGCUCCAAUUAUAUAGAUGAGCGCCUACACUCAGUGAGUUGUGUCCUGUAGUCGUCAAUCAUCUGCUCCAUCCGAUGCCUUUCGUCCUCAAACACCUUAGACUGAAUCUGCACAGACCCACCGACAUCCCCACCACCCUGGUGGCCAUCCAUCGUCAGUGCGGGCAGUCCCUACCGCGGCUUUCUUUUCGAUGACGAGGAAGUUGCGCAGUUUUCUGUUGAGGUUGACGAUCUCCUGUUCUCUGUCCAGCAGCUUGCGCUUCAACACCGUCGCCAGGAAGGGCUGCUGACCCGCCCCACCGACACCCGCACCCUCCUCGCCUGCAGGCAGGUAUCCAUGUGUUUGUGUGUGUCACACACAACACAAGAGACACAAGAAAGAACGAUCCUUCCUCGUUCCAUGGAGAGAAGUGUGUCGCUGCUUGUUUCUGGCUCAGUCAGUCCCUUGCCGGAUGCUUUGAGGUCUGGGGUGGAUGUGGAGUAUGCGAGUGUCUUGGCCUUUUCGCCGCCCAGAGGCUGGGCCGCCCGGAGCUUCUUGAACUCGUCCAACAACCUGUUUGUGACACGCAGGAUGGACCAGCGGCCCGGGGUGUAAGCAUGGCAUAGUGAGGUCGUGUACUUGGUGUAUUCCUGCUUCAUUUGUUCAAGCUGCCUGUCGCGUCUCUCCAACUUCAGCAGAGACUGCAGAAAAGGCCCAAUGAACUCGUUCUUUAUGGUGGCCUUGCUAGUUGUGAUACCUACCUUUCUGAGCGCCUGUUCUGAGGUCUGCAGGUCCUUGGACCGCCUCGUGAGCGCCUCCUCCAGCCGACGGCAUCUCGCCUCUGCCUGACACACAACACAUGCCCCCGCUGUGUCUCUGGUCUGUCUGUCUGUCUAUCUAUCUGACUCUGUGGCAGACGUCGCACCUCUGAGUGUCUCCUCUGUGUGAGGUUGUGCUUGGCGCUGUGCAGCUCCUGCACACGUGUCCAUCCAUCCAUCCAUCCACACGUGGCUGGCUAUACAGGGGCUGGUUGCGUGUUUGUUUGCUCACUUGUCUGAGGUGCUUGAAUCUCUUCUGCAGCUGCGUGUUCUCCGCCUGCUCACACGAACACACGCAUCCAACGGAUACGUCCAUCCAUCCAUCCAUGCAUGGGCGGGCGGCCUGGGCUGACCUCGAUGCCUGCGAUCUUUCCUAUCUCUUUCUGCGCGAGGAUGUUCUCCCUGGCGUGAUAGGUCUGCAGCUGGUGCACCUCCACCAAAUGCUGCAGCAAGGAGCAGGGAGAAAUGGAGGACACACAUAUAGACAAGGGGCGCUGAUGUCUGUCUGUCUGUCUGUCUCGUGUCUGCGUACCUUUCGCUGCAGACUGGCAACCUGAAAAGAGAAAGAGAAGAGGGGGGCAGCGAUGGCAAAGUGGCCGAAGUUUUCUCGAUUGGAUUCAUUCCCACCUGUUGCUCGAGGUGUGGGAUCCUGUCCAGCUGCGACUCCUGCUCCUUCAGCUUCUUGGCGUGCUCCGCAUUCUACAUCCACACACAGAUAGAGAGACAUCCAUGCGGCCGCGCUCGGUCCAUUGCCACCCUCAUCGCUGACCCAUGUGUUGAGCAGGUUGAUUUCGUCCUUGUACUCCCUUAUUUUGUCCUUGAACUCGCACCGCUCCUUGUCGAUGUCCUCCAGCACCUUCUGAUGCGCCGUGUGCGUUCGCUCCUUCUCCCUCUCCAACUCGUCCACCCGCUCGGACAAGGCUUGCUGUGCAAACACGUACACACACAUAUGCACAGACUGAUUCAGCUGCUGUGCUGGCGUGCUGACUUACCACGUCAUUCAGUGCCGCAGCACGCUCCUGAGAUAGAGAGCGAGAGAGAGAGAGAGAGAGAGACAUGAUUGAUGCAGACGAACGAUCUGUGCACGGUGUGUGCGAGGUGACAUACUUACGUCAGUCAUGUUGUGGAACUGCUCCUCCAUCUGCUGUGCGUGCAACCGCAGCGAGGCCCCCUGCUGCUGCAUCUCGCUGCACACACCACACACAUAUACCCGAGACGUAUGUUUGCAAUGGCGGGACAGACAAAGCAACACACGCACCGUUGUAUCUGCUCCUGUGUGCGUGCAGCAUCCGCCAGCAGUAUCCUGAUGCCCGCCCGUAUGUAGUCGAGCACCACCACGGGGUCCUUGACCAUCAGAGCCAGUCGGUCCUUCUCGACGUCAAGCGCCUUGGGGCCCUCCCACGUGCGGCUGCGCAGCUCUGACAGCGAUGGAAUGAAGUGGAUGGCACAAGACACAUAAUGCCACAAAAGUCUUCUGGCCUUCACUUACCCAGGUAGAGGUCGACGAUGACCUUCUGCAGCUUGCCAUAGCGGUCGACCUGACAGAGGGGAGGGUGGCGACAUGCAGAUCCAUGCGCGAUGCUGAGCUGAGGUGUACUGUACACCCACCUACUUUGUGUUCUGAUGUUUUGUGUGCAUGCUCGAUGGUCGAGUACUCGGCCUGCAGCUUCUCGUGCUGCACGCGGCGCUGCUGCAGCUCACCUACACACAUAGGGAAGAAAUAGGCACCGGUGGGAGGGAGGGAGGGAGGGAGGGAGACACGCACCAACACACAUAUAUGUGUCUGUCUGUGUGUGUCUGUCUGUCUGUGUCAUUUUUCUUCCCACGUUCUUUGGCUUCGAGCCGCUCCUUAAGGGUGUCGACUUCGCUGAGUGCAGUCAUGUGACACACAUGACAGACACAUGGUCCAAUCAUUAUGGCGUUCAUUCCAUUCGUGCCAUGCCAUACCCGAGUUUCUCCGUCGCAGCCCGCAGGAGCACCCUCAGCUCUCCCGGGUCAGACUGCACACAGACAGUGCAAGACAGACAGCUAGGGACAGAUGGAAUGAAUGAGUGGGCGAGUGCAGCUGUUCCUGUACUGUGAGUGGCUGCAGGUGGUCAUCGGGAGCGAUGCCUUUGGCACUGCCCGUGAGCUUUAAUUGCGCGGGCAGCGCAUCGCUGUCGAGAAUCGCUGACUUGCCUCGCCUGUCCAUCCUCGAGUUCGUGUCGAA
Molecule: messenger RNA, 3841 nt
Organism: Vitrella brassicaformis
Lineage: Eukaryota; Vitrellaceae
Source: the annotation of a GenBank genome assembly